CGAAUCUGAGACGAUCAUUAACUGCAUUAGCAUUUGUUCUGCAAGUAUUUCCUAAAUAAAAAAAAUUAAUAAUGAAGAUUUUCGCAUCUCUUCUACUUUUGGCUGUGUUGGCCAUGAUAGCAGUCGACGCUUAUGUACCACCAGUACAAAAGCCACAUCCAAAUGCGCCAAAGUUCCCAACCUUCCCAGGUCAAGGACCAUUUAAUCCUCAUGCUCGUCCAAUUCGAUUCCGUCGUUCACCCCAAAAUAAUGGCCAAAUUUCCGUGAACGGCAAGAAAGAAGGUGGACAAACUUCUUGGAACGUGGAAGGUCAGAAAAAAGUUUGGGGAAAUGACCACGGUAGCAUCCAUAUCAGUGGUGGAGCCAACAAACAGCCUGGUGGCAAACCCCAAGGACAAAUUGGUAUUGGUGGUGAAUUCCAUUGGGGUUAAAUUUGAUCAAUCAGUACUUAACAAUAAAAGUAUUGUAAAUUUUGUAAACUGUAAAUAAAUAUAGAUAAUAACAACAUUUCCUACGUAAAUUGAAAUAAUAGUAAAUUAUUAUCAUUUCAUUUUUCAAUUAUAAUUAAAAUUUUACGUAUCAAAACGUAGCCCCGUGUACCGCUUCGUAGGAAUCCAUCAUUUACAAUGGGUACUUUAUUUGAAAUAUAAUGUUAAAUAUAAAAACUCUAUUUCUGAAAUAUG
Molecule: messenger RNA, 683 nt
Organism: Phymastichus coffea
Lineage: Eukaryota; Metazoa; Arthropoda; Insecta; Hymenoptera; Eulophidae
Exons: 3
Coding region: 72-431 (119 amino acids)
Source: RefSeq, a predicted model, not a curated record